CUCUAUCCCCUGGGUCCUCUCCGUCACACACCCAGAGAGACCCAGAGAGACAGACAGCAUGAGGCUCGGGCUGAUACUCCUGCUAGCCGGGCUAGCUACUGUGUUUGCUGCAGAGGAGUCAUGCAUGGAACGCUGUGAGAAUGGCUUCGACUCCAAGAAGGAUUGCCAGUGUGACACCAUGUGUCGGUACUACAAGAGCUGCUGCUCAGACUACGAGACCACCUGUCACAUGAAAACACGUGGGGACACCUUUGAAUUUGCAGAGGAUGAUGAUGGUCCAUUUACCCCUACAACGCCCGCCUUCCCGACCCAACCUGAAGACAGCGAAUACAGAACCUCAGGGGGCCAACAUAGGCAACCCACACGCAUCAGAACCCCCAACACCACCCCUACCCCUGCCAAAAUUGCCACAAAGAUAACCCCAGUCACAGAGCCAGCUAGAGGCGCAGCUCGAGGCCCACAGAGAGGCCAGGUCCCAGGGGUAGUCCCACUCCCGGAGGCAGCUAAAGCCACCAGGGCACCGUCAGCAACACAGGCAGGUAGAGGCUCAGAUAGAGGCCAGGUCCCAGCGGUAGUCCCACUCCCAGAGACAGCUAUAGCCACCGAGGCAACAUCAGUCCCACAGACAACCACAGAGGAAGUGGUGACGACCACCAAGGCUCCGGUAGUAGACCCAGAUGCUGAGCCAUGCAGCAGCAGGCCCUGGGACUCCCUAAUGCAGCUCAAGAACGGCUCUGUCUACGCAUUCAGAGGGGAGUGGUUCUUUGAGCUGGAUGAGAAGUCGGUGAUGCCCGGCUACCCCAAACUGAUCCAGGACAUCUGGGGUAUCAGAGGGCCUAUAGAUGCUGCCUUUACACGUAUCAACUGCCAGGGCAAGACAUACAUGUUCAAGGGUAACAAGUACUGGCGUUUUGAUGAUGGUGUGCUGGAGGCGGACUAUCCCAGGGAUAUCAACGUGGGCUUUGAGAAGAUACCAGACGACGUGGACGCAGCCUUCGCCAUAGCAGCCCCUGGACACCACAGCAAAGAGAAGGUCUACUUCUUCAAAGGUGACCAGUACUACCAGUAUGAGUUCAAGCACCAGCCAUCACAUGAGGAGUGUAUCAAGAUGGCAGCUGGGUCUCCCUCCGCUCUGUUCACAGCCUACACUGACAUCUACCACAACAACUGGGAGGAACUCUUCAACAUGCUCUUCAGAGGCAUCCCCAACCACCAUGGUGGGCAUCGGUUCAUCAACAAGGACUGGAUAGGCAUCAAGGCCCCAGUGGACGCUGUCAUGACAGGGAGACUCUACAUCACCCCCAGGCCACUGGCCCCACCCCUGUUCCCACCCGUACCCCCUUUACGGGACCACAACGACGGGAGGCGCCAGCCAUGGGACCAACAGAGGGGGCAGUAUGGUCAACAGGAUCAGUUAAAUGGACAGCAAAAUGGACAACAAUAUGGACAACAAGGGCAACAAUAUGGACAGCAGUGGGAACAGCAGUGGGACCACCGCAGAAGUAGGCGCCAGUCUUACUGGGGUGCCGGGACGGGAAUGGCUAUGGGGCAGGCGUUCGCAGAGAAGGGGAUGGAUAUGGGGAAACGAUUCGCUGAGAAGGGUAUGGAUCUCGGUCGGAAGCUGUCGGAAAGGAGGAUGGCUAUGGAGGGGAUGUUUGGAGGGUGGGACAUGCGCCGAACGGAUGCCAGGGAUGAAGACAGAGACAGGGAUAGGAGGAGGGAUGACCAGGACAGGAGGAGGGAUGACCAGGACAGAAGAGAUGGAUACAACUAUGCCUCCAGAUACAACGCUGAGGGGAGGGCCUACUGGGAGUUUGUCAACAAGGGCCAGCCAGUGCAGAGCGUCUACUUCUUCAAGGGAGAUAAAUACUACAGAGUGGAUCUGAAGACCAAGAAAGUGGACCCAGCCAGCCCUCCUUACCCCAGGUCCAUUGGCAAGUACUGGCUGGGCUGCCCUGAAAAACACCUGGAGGCCGAGAAGAAAUAGUUUCACAACUGGAUAAAGAAACAUAUGCAGUAUGUCAAAACAUGUUUUACAUCAAAGACUCAAAUAGACAGCAAUUUUUUAGCUGGAUAAUUAGAAGAAUCACUUGAAAAAUGAAAGGAGCUCCGAUGCAAUACUUUAAUAACCUCAUAUCCAACAUUUCGAUAGACAAGCUGAUACCCUGAUGAAGACAGCUUGUCUGUCGAAGCGUUGGAUAUUAGGUUAUUAAAGUAUUGCAUCGGAGCUCCUAGAGUGUGCGGCUCUCCUUUAAUUUUUCAAGUGUUCUACUCCGCUAGCCAGCACCUCGCCUAAAUAGGUGUGUGUUUCUUUCGCCUCUAAAUUAGAAGAAUCACUUCACAAAAAUGUUCUGUUAUGAGGACAUUUCUCUUUGUACCUGGAAUACUUGUGUGUAAUACUUUUAUAAUUAAACAUUUUCUAGCUGUAAA
This is a messenger RNA of Oncorhynchus nerka (sockeye salmon), 2430 nucleotides long. Its product is annotated as vitronectin-like. Gene Ontology annotation, molecular function: polysaccharide binding; scavenger receptor activity; extracellular matrix binding. Bases 59 to 1987 code for a protein of 642 amino acids. Lineage: Eukaryota; Metazoa; Chordata; Actinopteri; Salmoniformes; Salmonidae. Gene Ontology annotation, biological process: cell adhesion mediated by integrin; immune response; cell-matrix adhesion. The record is from RefSeq and is a predicted model, not a curated record. The transcript has 8 exons.